Molecule: messenger RNA, 417 nt
Organism: Canariomyces notabilis
Lineage: Eukaryota; Fungi; Ascomycota; Sordariomycetes; Sordariales; Chaetomiaceae
Product: histone-fold-containing protein
Exons: 4
Coding region: 1-417 (138 amino acids)
Biological process (GO): negative regulation of transcription by RNA polymerase II; RNA polymerase II preinitiation complex assembly
Cellular component (GO): negative cofactor 2 complex
Molecular function (GO): TBP-class protein binding; RNA polymerase II general transcription initiation factor activity; protein heterodimerization activity
Source: RefSeq, a predicted model, not a curated record
AUGUCGGACCAUGAGUUUGGAGGCAACGACGACCUCUCCUUGCCCAAGGCAACUGUCCAAAAGAUCGUUGGCGAGAUACUCGCGUCGUCGUCUGGCAUCGCUUUCUCCAAGGAAGCUCGUGAUCUCCUCAUUGAAUGCUGCGUCGAGUUUAUAACCCUCGUCAGCUCUGAGGCGAACGAGAUAUCGGAGAAAGAGGCCAAGAAGACGAUUGCCUGCGAUCACAUCGUGAAGGCGCUCGACCAGCUCGGCUUCCCCGAUUAUGUGCCAGCAGUGUUGGAGGCCGCCGCGGAACACAAAGAAGUGCAAAAGGGUCGCGAGAAGAAGGCGAACAAACUUGAGCAGAGCGGCAUGACGCUCGAGGAGCUUGAGCGAUUGCAGCAGGAACAGUUUGCCGCCGCCGCUGCGAGGCAUAAUUGA